AUGGCAGGUCGCCGGUGGGCCGCGACGUCAGCCCUCUGCUUGUGCGUGGCAGCCGUCUCUCUCCUGCACGCCGGCGGGGUGCGGGCAGACUGCUGGCUCAUUGAGGGGGACAAGGGCUUUGUCUGGUUGGCCAUCUGCAGCCAAAACCAGCCUCCUUACGAGUCCAUCCCCCAGCAAAUCAACAGCACCAUCGUGGACUUGCGGCUGAACGACAACAAGAUCAAGAGCGUGCAGUACGCCUCGCUCAGCCGCUUUGGCAACCUGACAUACCUCAACCUGACGAAGAACGAGAUCUCCUACAUCGAGGACGGUGCCUUUUCAGGACAGUUCAACCUCCAGGUGCUGCAGCUGGGUUACAACCGACUGAGGAACCUCACUGAGGGCAUCCUCCGGGGCCUGGGGAAGCUGGAGUACCUCUAUCUCCAGGCCAACCUCAUUGAGACUGUCACGCCCAAUGCCUUCUGGGAGUGCCCCAACAUAGUGAACAUUGACCUGUCCAUGAACAGGAUCCAGAGACUCGACAGCAACACUUUUCGGGGCCUAAACAAGCUCUCUGUCUGUGAACUCUACAGUAACCCCUUCUACUGCUCCUGUGAGCUCCUCGGCUUCCUGCAAUGGCUGGAGGCUUUCACCAACAUGACACGCACGUACGACCGGAUGCAGUGCGACUCCCCACCCGACUACACGGGCUACUACUUGUUAGGCCAAGGCCGGACUGGUUACCGCAAUGCUUUGAGCAUGCUCUCUUCCCUUUGCACCGGUGGUUCCUACACUGUGAUCCCUCGUUUUAUCCCUCCCAGGUACCAGGUGACCACAACACCCUCCGAAAGCCCCUGCUCCGAGGAGGAGUGCUCCUCUGGCGAUGGCACGACCCCACAGUUUGCCCUCUUCACGCCCAUCGGUGAGACGGAGGUGCGCCCCAACAUCCAGGUGAAGCACCUCAACCACAACUCAGCCGUCCUCACCGUUCAGAUCCCCUACCCCUUCAGCAAGAUGUACAUCCUCUCCCAGUUUGAAAACGGCUUCUCCUCCAUGAUCACCAAGCUCAGGAAGAAGGAGGAGAACAUCACCGUGAGCAACCUAGUAGCACAAAGAGAUUACACCUAUUGUGUAGUUUCUGUCCACCAAUACUCGAAGUACAACCACACUUGUGUCACCAUCACCCCCACCAGACCCAACCGCAAGGAGCCAGUGCCCACCCCUUCCACUGCCACUCAUUAUAUCAUGACAAUCCUGGGCUGUCUCUUUGGCAUGGUGAUUGUCCUGGGAGUUGUGUAUUACUGUCUCCGAAAGAGGCGCCAGCAGGAGGAGAAGCACAAAAAGGCUGCUGGUAGCAUGAAGAAGACCAUCAUCGAGCUGAAAUAUGGGCCAGAAAUGGAAACCACCAGCAUCACCCAGCUGUCCCAGGGACAGAUGCUGGGUGGGGAGACAGUGACCCGCAUCCCCUACUUGCCUUCUGCUGGUGAGGUCGAGCAGUACAAGCUGAUUGACAGCAGUGAGACGCCCAAGGCCACCAAGGGCAACUACAUGGAAGUGAGGACGGGUGACCAGCCUGAGAGGCGAGACUGUGAGCUAUCCCUGCCGCCAGACACCCAGAGCUCUGUGGCUGAGAUCUCCACCAUCGCCAAGGAGGUGGACAAGGUGAACCAGAUCAUCAACAACUGCAUCGAUGCCUUGAAAUCUGAGUCCACCUCCUUCCAAGGAGUGAAAUCGGGGGCAGUCUCCACAGUGGAGCCUCAGCUGGUACUCUUAUCAGAGCAGAUCCCCAGCAAACAUGGAUUCCUCUCUCCCGUCUACAAGGAAAGCUACAACCACCCUCUCCAGCGGCACCACAGCAUGGAGGCAGCCCCUAAACGUUCCAGCACCUCUUCCAGCGGCUCCAUACGGAGCCCCAGGUCCUACCGCUCUGAGGGAUCGGGCCACAAAUCAGAAGCCAAAUACAUUGAGAAGACGUCCCCCACCACCGACACCAUCCUCACUGUGACCCCGGCCAUCCUGCGGGCAGAGGCGGAGAAGAUCCGUCAGUACAGCGAACACCGGCACUCGUACCCCGGCUCGCACCAAGGGGAGCAGCACGACAGCAUGGCGGGGAGGAAGCCCUCCAUCCUGGAGCCUCUGACCCGUCCUCGCCCCAGAGACCUGGCCUAUUCUCAGCUCUCUCCUCAAUAUCACAACCUGAGCUACACCUCCAGCCCAGAGUACACCUGCAAACCCUCGCACAGCAUCUGGGAGCGCUUCAAACUCAACCGCAAGCGGCACAAAGAUGAGGAGGAGUACAUGGCAGCCGGCCACGCCCUGCGCAAAAAGGUCCAGUUUGCCAAAGACGAGGAUCUUCACGACAUCUUAGACUACUGGAAGGGCGUCUCUGCCCAGCAAAAGUCCUGAGUCCUCACACAACUCAUGACUUAACACACUAACUGGACCAAAAGAAAUCCGCAGCAGCUAUUUUUACUCAGACUGUCU
Chaetura pelagica (chimney swift) is the source of this 2463-nucleotide messenger RNA. RefSeq names its product extracellular leucine-rich repeat and fibronectin type III domain containing 1 (gene ELFN1). Gene Ontology annotation, molecular function: protein binding. The transcript has a single exon. Gene Ontology annotation, cellular component: plasma membrane. The record is from RefSeq and is a predicted model, not a curated record. The coding region runs from base 1 to 2385 and encodes 794 amino acids. Lineage: Eukaryota; Metazoa; Chordata; Aves; Apodiformes; Apodidae.